Dendroctonus ponderosae (mountain pine beetle) is the source of this 5494-nucleotide messenger RNA. RefSeq lists its product as uncharacterized. Lineage: Eukaryota; Metazoa; Arthropoda; Insecta; Coleoptera; Curculionidae. The record is from RefSeq and is a predicted model, not a curated record. Gene Ontology annotation, biological process: regulation of transcription by RNA polymerase II. Gene Ontology annotation, cellular component: nucleus. The transcript is spliced from 22 exons. Bases 1393 to 4491 code for a protein of 1032 amino acids.
UGGCGAAGUUUUUAAGCAUCGAUUUCGCUCUAUAAUGGCUCGCUUACGACUCCUACUUUUAAUUUUCUUUCUGCAUGUAAGCGAGCUGUUUUGGCGAGUUUUUAACAAUGUUUUUUAAGUGUCCAUAUGUGACACCGUCACCUAUUCAAUUGUUGAACGUAAUCCGUCUGUAUAAAGCUGGUGUCUUUUCGAUUUUGCCGUUUUGAAUAUUGAAAUCUGUGGUGCUUUAAACGUUAAUGAGAGUUUGUCCAAGUACCUGAUGAUUAUCAUAUUAAACAUUCAAACUGAGUAAAAGGCAAUCGAUUAGUGGUCUUCAAUGUAUCGGCGAUACAAUAUGUUUCACAUGUAAACAUCUCCAAAGUUAAAUUAAGGACACUGAAAGGAACAUUUCGUAUUUGUGACCUUCUCUUUUAACUUGGGGAGAAUCUUUGUUUACAUGUCACUGAGUACCUAUGGGCAAGUUAUCCAAAUUUGCCUGUUCCGCUAUGUUUAUGUUUAUGUUUUAUAGCUAGUUUUAUUUUCUUGGUUUGAUUAAAACUCAAGCAAAUAGUAACAUUACUUCCAUCGGAAGAACAAUGAAUCAGUAACAGUAUCAAUAACCAGAGGGUUAAAAAGUACCAUUGAACUUUAAGACCAUUUGCUACUAAAUAGCAGAUGUUAGACAAUAUUAUCGUCAAUAAUAACUGAAUAUCUCAUUAACUAUCAAUUAAUAACAGCUAAUUAAACUCGAAGCUAGAUUAGUGCGUGCUUUCACUUCAAAAUUUACAAGAUUGUACAUUACCAUUACUUUGUGCUUAGACAAAUAUCUGGGCACUAAAUACGAAACAAUGUUUGGCAAAUAUUUGUUUAUUAGUCAGCACAUCCUUAGAUUAAAAUUUCUGAUGUAACAGUGAACCUAUUUCAAAAGUACUUAAUUAACAAUAAUUGAAGAGUUAUUUGAAAACUCCCAAGUUUAGUCAUGGAAAGUUAAUUAUAAAUGUGUGAUUACCUCAGUGUCAAUCUAUGCCAAGUGAUAUAUUCGAAACUUGGUUAAAUAUAACCAGUCUUUGUCUUUUUUAUUCAGGUACUGAAUUGUAAUUGAGGCAAAUAAACACAGGCCUAAUUAAGAAGGAAAACCUCUCUAUCUACAUAUAGUCGAUUAAUAUAUGCUGCCAUGAAUGACUAGGAGUAGAAGUUCAUAAAUGUUAUUUAUAUUUUAAUGUGCCUACAAUAUUCCACGGUUUAAGCGUGUUUUAUCAGUUCAAUCGACAUUAACGAACCUACGAAUUCCAAAGGAAAGAUCUACCUUUACCACACCUCCUGUUGACGAUUUGAGGAAUGCCACCUGAUUAAAUUUAAGAGAAAUCCGAUAAUGUGACUUGAAUUAAAUCAGUUGAUACAAAUCGAUCCAAAAUGUCAGGAGGACCACCACAUCACCCUCACAAUAGACAUGUACCUCCAACAAAUUCAGCAUGGAAUCAUUUACAGGUUCCCACCUAUUUUCAACGCCAACCCCAAGUAGCUCAUAUGCAGGCAGAACAUACUCUGAUACAUCAACCAACGUGGCAUACACCCACCACUACCGAAGCAAUGAAGUUGAUUCCUCAUACUCAAAUGCUCAAUGAUAUGUUUAAAACUGAGUCGCUGUUUCCAAGGGAUUGCGUUGAUCUGAGUCUUACAAGAAAUGUGAAAAAACCUUUUUUAGGUGGCCAAAAUGGUGAGCUCCCUUCAGCCCCUGCUGCCAUCAGUCUUAGUGUGCGGGACGCUAAUAAAAUUAACAGUCUCCCACCAGGAAUGUUGGAUAUUCAGGCUGUGGAGCUCGUUAAGUGUGCAAGUCCGAAUGUAAAAUCCGCUAUUAGUCCCAGCUCGAUUAGGGGGCCUUCUAUGAGCCCCGGAAUGAAAGCCGCAAGUCCUGGUUUAUUAAGUUCUGGUGCUACCAUGAAAUCUCUUAGUCCAGGUCGGAAGUCUUUGAGCCCCGGCCCUGUGGCAUCUGGAAUUAAUUUAGCCAGUAACUUAAUGUUGCCCACAGUUGCACCGACGUUGCCGGUCGCAGAUUUGGGCAAGAACCAAAAGCGAAGUAACAUAAGAGUGGAUUCGAUUUUAGAAAGGUUGAAUACAAUUCCGGAUAGGACAUUCCCUUUUCAUGAUAUUAAAAAUGAUCACCCAGCUACUGCUGUGAGCGCACCAACGACAGUACAGGAAAAAUCUCAGCCGGAAAAACUAAAUUCUCAGAAUCCAAGUGUAAUUGUUCAAACAGCUAGCAAUUUCGACGAAAAUAGUAAUUCCAGUGGCACAACUAAUGUACCCACUCCCAAAGAGGAAGAUUCCGCCUCAAUGCAUAGUAACGAAGACAGCUUAGAUAGUACAAAGUCGCGAAGAAAAAGGAAACCUAGCAAAACAGUACGAGUAAACAAAGAUGAUGAAAUUAAAUUUGAGAAAGAUAUUUCCUAUGAAGCUGCUCCAACAGACGUUCUCAUCAUCAACAAUCACAAAGGAGAACCUGCCAAUCUUAGUCAACACUCCAAUCCUGCGUCCAUUGCAACGAUUUUAGAGGGUACCACUGUGAAGUUACCAGAGCGGCUGGAAAAGACCACAGAUGAAGUAGAUGGACCAGUGGCGAUAAAAAGUCGACGAAAAGCCUCCAGCGAAUCAGAAACGAUUGAUAAUAUUGCCGCCAUGGUUCAGGAAGGGUUAAAGGAGAGAAAAACUCUGGCUGAUGAUGAUAAAGUACAUGAGGAACCCAACGCCAAGAUUGGUACUGAUGCACUCGAAAAAGACGUCGACAUGCCUAUUGACCAUAAUCUUGAGGAUGCGAAAAUAGAAAUAAAGUCCAUACCGGCAGCUAAAGAUUUAACUAUGGUUGCGGCCGAUAUCACGCCUGUACCAGUUGCUAAUCCGGAAACGAGUCUAUUAAUUACGGUUACUGAUUUUGCUGAAAAGGAAACUGAAAUAAGUGAAGAUAUUUCAAAGUCUGUGCCUGUGGAUACAGUUGAUGGAAUAGAUAUGAACCAUGACUGUAAACGGGUAAACAUGGAAACGAUGAAUUCAUCAGUUGUAAGCCCAUCAAAGCCUGUAACAAUAAGUGUAAUACAAAACAAGGAAAAAUUGGAAGAAGCACUGGCUGCUGAAAAUAGUGCGGCUUUAGUUGCUGAUUUAGUGGAAAACCCUCCAGUAACCGUACCUCCAGUUCCACGUGGGCAAACGCCUGUUCCGAAAAAUGCCUCCAACACUAAUUUUGUCGAGGUUGAAAACAAGUUAGAAGAAAUGUUUGCUGGUAUAGUGGAGAACCAUGUAGAUAGUCCUUCGAAGCUCCCAUUGGAACCACUGAAAAACGACUUAACGUUGGGUCUAACAGAUGACAGAUUGGAUGAUGUGGGAGCGCCACUGAAAGAAGCCAGAGAUUAUGAAGUGACCAACCGAUCUGAUGAGCCUUUGUACACAAACCAUGAAGUCAAAAAUGAAGAAGAAAACGAUGAUAGGAAGCCCGUGAGCAAGAAAGCACGGCGGAGCCGGCUACUGUCUAGAAGUGACAACGAAGGCGACGUUCCAAUGAAGAAGAAAAAACUUACCAAGACGAAAGGUACUGUCCAUAAAAAACCUUCUAGACCAUGUAUGAGCAAGAAGCCAUCAAUACCAGUUAUCCCUAAAUUGCCUAUCAAAGUAUCGAACAUGGAUGUUGUCAAGGAUAUAUAUUCCUAUGAUUCGGGUAGCAACGCUAGUUCUAGUAAAUCUAGGGGCCCCUUCCUGCAAAUUAGAGGCCCUAGGGAUUCUCCAUUAUCAGUAAGUGUUGUAAAUACUCCCCUGACUGGCGAUGAAGAUGCAGAAAAGAAAACGAUCAAGAACAAAAAGUUUCACGAUGAUAGCGAGUACAGACAUAAAGUCAGAUCAAAAGGCCUACACUGUAGUACCCUUAGUAAUAAAUACGACGCAGAAAGAAAAGAUGCGAGUUGGAUCUGUGCUUUCUGCAAACGAGGUCCUCAUGCUAGUGAGUUUACAGGUCCAAGUGUUGCCACCGAAGUUCCUCCACCUGGCGAUCUAUUUGGGCCUUAUUUUAUCACGAAUCAAUGUCCUGAGUUUGAGAAGAGACUAGAUGAUGUAUUUGAUAGGCAAUUUAAAAGUCGGAAAAUUAGUAAAGCCUUAGACGCUGCAGCAGCGGCAGCGAACUCAAAAAGUAAAAAAGCAAAACGGAAGCUUGAACCGUCGGUGGAUUCCACGGAUCUUUAUCUGGGGAUAACUGAUACGGGAAACAAUACUUUUGAAGUGUGGGUGCACGAGGACUGUAUGGUGUGGAGUCCCGGUGUUUAUCUAGUCGGUCCAAAAAUUGCUGGUUUAGAAGAAGCAGUGUGGACUUGUUCAAACUUGCCUUGUUCGGGCUGUGGCCUGAAAGGGGCGAAUGUCACGUGCGUCAAACGAGGUUGUCUCAGUUCGUCGCACGUGUGCUGUGCGCGGAAAAGCCACUGGCAAUUGGACGAGGCUAAUUUUAAGGCCUAUUGUCCCGAGCAUUUGCGCUAGAAUUGCGCCUUAGCGUUGUACAAAAAUUGGAUUGUUUAGGCAUAUUAUGACACCAUAUUUCGUAAUUUGUUUCAAGUGUGCUAUAAAAAUUAAUAAGUACUAGCUGGUUAGCUACCUUACAUUAAUUUUAGUUGGCAGGGAACAUGUGUCUGGUUUCCUUUUGCAAUUUUUUAAUUUUAUUUAUGUAAUAUAACGUUGUUUUCGAUUAUGGUCCAGUGAUCGAUGUUUAAAGUAAUACAUAAAUAAUUUCCAGUAAAUGUGUUCAAGAUUCUGCAUCAUCUUAAAAAAUGUUCAAUAAAGAAUUAAAGUUCGUUUGUGAAGCAUUAAAGUAUACUCAUGUGACCAUAUUAUAAGUAACUUUAGAAAUAAUACUCAACUAUUGUUGUACUUGAGUAUUAUUUUAUAAACGUGGUUACUUGAAUAUGCCAUAGCUGUUCGAAAUUAUGAAAGCAACCCUGUUGUAUAUUCAGAUAUGUACAUAUAUUAUGGUACAUUGAAUGUGGCUGGAAUAGUGGCGAUAUUAAGUUACCGAUCUACUGAUGCUUCAGGAUUCCUAAAAGUCUGUUGUUAUAUACAUAUAUUAAUAAUUGCGAGGGUACAAAUUUCAGAGUCCGAGAUGUUUCACUUUCAUUUAAUAAUUGCUUUCCAUUUUACCUUACGGUUGUGUAUAUACUGUUGUAUAGAAAGGAUAACCAAAUUCGUAAAUAUUCUAAAAUUACAGUUUGUGCGAUUGUGCCUAAAAUUCCAAUGUUUAGUACAUUUUGAACGUUUUCAUUGUGAUGAUUUUAAAUUAUUAAGGUAUUUCUAUAGCUCUAACAUCUAUUUUGUAUAAUUCAUAACUUUCGUUUUAAUUUGGUAGAAUUUGUGAUGGAUGUUGUUUAUUUUAUUGAUUGGUUUAUAUGAUUUUCAAUAAUGUAAAUAUUUUUAAUAUAAAGCUUAUACAUAUAAAGCUAGACUAUGUUAUUUUAGUUGUAAAUUGUACAAAUAAAUGUAUUAUAUUUAU